AUGCAGGCGGUCCUCAGCCGCGUGCACCGCAUCGUCGCGGCGCCGCCCGAGCCCACUGACGACGACUUUGAGCUCACAGGUAUCUCCAUCUCGUCCCCAUCAACGCCCACUUCCCUACCGGACCCACUAGCGCCGCCGUCGGCCGCCGUAUCGCCGGAAAUCGUGCAGGCCGUCGAGCGGUUGCAGUGUGCCACACUCUUAACGGAACGGAAGCGCGCGGUACAUGCUCUGCAGUCGCUGUUUGACCAGUAUCGAGUGCAAGUGUCUACAGAUGACGGACACCAAAGGCCAAGUGAAGACGGUGUAGUCGACGAGCGGGCGCUUGGGCUCUCGGCCGUACCAGCUGUGCUGGACGCGCUCGUGUCGGACCCGCGGGACACUGAGCUCAUGGAGGAACUUCUCGAGUUCCUGCAGACUGUCGUGGGUCGCGUCCCUGCAGCAGCGGUGUUGGUGCUGGCGCAACCGCACGCGGCUGUUGCUGCAACUUGGGGCAUGGAGACGUGCCUUUUGUUGCUCCAGGAUCCGUCGCCGUGGAUCCGAGGCCCGGCCGUUGCUCUGGUCAAGACGCUGCAAGAGGCACAGCCAGAGGAGUUUACCAAGGCGGUAUUGCAGUGCAAAGAAGGACUUCGGCGACUCCUGGAGGUGGUCGAGGACCGACGGGAACAUAUUCGAGACACGGCGUUAGCCGUGCUUGGCCAAUUGACAGGACGUGACAAGAACGUACAGCAGUUUUUGGCGUUUGAAGAAGGAUUUGACAGACUGUUUCAGAUCAUGGAAGCGGAGGGGAUCGCAGACUCUACUGGCACGAGCUCUGUGGUCGCUGACUGUCUCCAUAUUGUCAAUAAUAUGCUGCAAGAUAACCUCAUGACGCAGACACUGUUCCUCGAGAUGCCAUAUCUGGAAUCGCACGUGCCGCAAUUACUUAGGGCGUCAGGGAUUGAAGAAGGUCACGAAGCAGGAGGUGGAGCAGCAUCGGAACGACAGAAACGCGUACUAAAGCUUGGACUGCAACUCGUGCGUGUGCUCGUAGCAGAGCUCCACGAAGGCGUCAACGAUUCGAUGUUGAAUGAAAUGGCGCAGCGGGACCGUGCCCGUAAGAAACACGAGCUGACGAAGAUACAAAGUCUUGUGGCCCGACAAGAGGCGCUCAUGGGUGCUGUGGGUGAGCUGAUUUGCUGCCUUGAUGAUACGCUGAUGGAUGUGCGACUACAAGCUCUUGACUUGCUGCGACUAGUGAGUGAGCACAACGGUGGUGCGCAGAUGAUAUUGCUGAACAUGUACGCAUUACCUUCCGGGCGUAACGUCCUCGCAGACCUUGUGAGUCUUGACGUAGGCAAUGGUGGAGAUGAGUCGCUUGUAUCUGCGGCGGCGUCAACUCUUUUGGACACUCUUUUUCAUGACAAUGAGGGUGCGCGUAUGGCUGUGCUGCAGCACAUUCAGACGCCGCCCCCACCAGCUGUCCCAUCGGAAGGAUAUAGCGCUGACGGGCGCAACGAGUUCUCUUCAGCACCUGUUUCAGCUGGUCGUGUCUUGCUUGAUGCAUUUGUCGUCAACACUGAAUCGAUUGUACAAUGUGGGGACAGAGAUGACGCUGAGACGCUGAAUGCGAAGCUUGUUGUCGCUUGGAAAGCGGGUCACCGGCUGACCAACUUGCUGUCGGGUAGCUCAUACUGCAAAGAACUUGCUCUCCGAGUUCCAGAACGGUAUACUGAUCCACAAGCUCGUGCGAUUGCGGGUGGCCUGUUCUUGUCGCGAUGCGUGCAGUUGUUGCGAACAGCGCCGGAUCAAGAAUUGAGUCCCAUGGUUCAGUCAAUCGUUUUCCAGGCCAAACUGUCGGUGCUGUUGCUGCUUAUCCACUGGUGCCACGGCUGUCGUAUGGCUGUUCGUGAAAUCGUAGGCUCCGUGGCCAACUUGUCCGUGCUCGUGGACACCCUCUCGGCAAAGCAGAAAGCUGCAUCGCCUCGAAGUGUAGCUGAAACGACGCAGUUGCGAGGCCUUGCCGCGCUACUGCUAGGGUGUUGCUUGGAGAUCUUGCAUGUGGAUGAGGCAGACAAAGUUGUGGAAACCGCUAGUGCAUCAGCAGUGGCAGCUAUACGAGAAGAAGAAGAUGAAGCCGGAUUGCAGAUGACGCGAGACCAACUGCUCCAGAUGAUCAGCAAUCGCAUUGGUCUAGAGCAGUUUACAAAUGCCUUGGUUCAGUUCCAGCAAACUGCGGCAAUACUGGCGUGUGCCCGAGCUAGUGCAACGCAGAGUUCACGGGUCCUGCUCACUUAUCGUGCGGAGUACGAUAUCAUCGAUAUCGCCGACGCCAACGCUGUGGGUGUGAGUUCGAGUCACGAAGGCAACGCUCAUUACCUGUUUAUGCUUUACGAGCGAGGCUUCACGAUCUUUUAUCGCGAAAUGGCUGAGCGGAUACAGAAGCGUGUCAUGGCGAUGUACACUGAUUUUUGUGAUGGCGGGUCUUUGCGCUCUGCUGGCGUGGACUCGAUCCUUUCGACUCCUGCGAGUGCCUAUCAGGACCUCAUCCGUAUGCAAGACAAACGGAUUCUGGAUCUGCAACGUCAAGUAGAAGAACUGAAGCAGCGCGAGAUGGACCGAGGAUGUCAGAGCGACGUUUCUGCCGUCACAAUGCCGAUACAAGACAUCACAUUGGUGGACCAGCCAGCUGCCGAGCGCGAACGAUUCGAGCACGAAAAGACAGAUGUGGGGGACAAGGAUAAGAGAGUGUCGGAGUCGGCACCCGAAAUGGAGGCUCGUAUGGAUGAUGCACUAGCUUUGGUAUCUCAGCAACCCGAAGAAGACCAUAAACAAAGAGAACAAGAACCCGCUGUCGUUUGUCCAGUGUCGGAGGACGUGCAGUCUUCUCUGGUAUCGCUCAGCUCUUUACGCGAACAACUUGCUCGAGUACAAGCUGAGUUGGAUGCAGAACGAGAGGCCACCCGGCGAUCGCGUAGCGAAGUUGCUAGCUCUGAGGGUAUCACAGCAUGCCGUGUUCUCCAUACCGAAGGCGAAGCUGAGCUUGCACGGCGCCUAAAACAGCUUGAAGAGCUCUACGUGGAAUGCGAGCGUAAGGAUAUGGAGCUAGCCGAGAGUAGGCAGAUGCUCGAGAUGCUCGUCAAAGAUCAGGCACAGGCCAAGAAUGACAACGAACGAUUGAAAGCACAGCUAGCGGAAGCAUUGUCGACGUCUGUCCGAGCUGGGGAAGCAGAAAGCAACAAAUACGAGCGCGUCAUAGAUGGCCUCACGGCGGACAACGGACGUCUAGAAAGCCGUGUUGAUGAGCUCGAAGUUGCAGCGCGUGCCGUCUACGUCAAUGAGCAAGAAGAACUCUGGCAACGAAUGCAAGAAGCGGAGCCAGCAGACCCGGUAGUCCCUUUUGCUUUACAUGAGACCGCGCUACCCGAUAACGAAACGAUUCGCACGGAAGCACCUGCUGACGGAACAUCUCGAGAGGUUGUUUCUGACGAUCAAAAUCGUUCAGAGGAGCUCUUAUCUUCUCAGCUCGAAGAGCUGAAUGUGCUUCGUGCUCGCGUAGCAGAAAUGGAGACAGUGGCAAAAGAGCGUGAUGCCCAGGCGAAGCAUGCCUUGUCCCUGCAGAGUCAAGUGACCGAGUAUAAUGAUCAGGCGCGACGUGACAAGGAGAGGUACGACGCGACCGUGCACAAACUGGAGGACGAUCUCGCGCGAGCUUUGCUGGAGAAGCAGGAUGCUGAGCGCAAGGCAAAGGCCAUUGCGACAGAACUUGAGAAUGAGAAGGAGCAAUUAUUGCUCGCGAAAGUAGAGCUGGACAACAAGCUGGGAUCUUGUCAUCCGGUUGAAGGCGCGGAUCGCCAGGACAACUGCAAGCGUCUUGAUGCAAAUCGGUCGUCCCGGGAACCUUUCGAUAUUGAGAACGCUCACGGGUCAACGGUCGACGACUUGCUGAUUCUAGUGGCGAGUUUAGAAAUCCAGUGCACGGUACUUCGUGAACGUUUGAUGGAGGCUCAAGGCGAGCACGCUGUCGCAGCGGCAGUAGAAUUGUGCAGGCAGCGCGGCGCUGUAGUCUCAUUGUAG
Messenger RNA from Hyaloperonospora brassicae, 4053 nucleotides. NCBI's taxonomy places the organism in Eukaryota, Oomycota, Peronosporomycetes, Peronosporales, Peronosporaceae. The record is from the annotation of a GenBank genome assembly.